CGAAAGACCUAUCCGCGGCUGCAGCCGGGCCCAGAGCCCUCCUCCUUCCCGCGCACCAAAACAAAUCUCCGCUUCUCGGGGGAGGGUGGGGGGCGGAGCAGGACACGGAGGGACACGGAGGCAGGAAGCGGCCAUGGCGGACUGGGGCCGAGGUCCAAACACAAAUGCGGUGGAUGAUAUGUUAGAUGUGGAAAAUAAGCGCAUGACAGAAAAUCUGGCCACUAAAGUCACCCGUCUAAAAUCGCUUGCUUUGGACAUUGACAGAGAUGUUGAGGAUGAAAACCAGUACCUGGAUAAUAUGGAUUCUGAUUUUAUGAGUGUGACGGGUCUUCUCACAGGAAGCGUGAAGCGUUUCUCUACUAUGACUCGGUCAGGAAGGGACAACCGCAAGCUUCUCUGUUAUGUCUCUGGUGGACUGGUUCUUGUCUUCUUCAUCUUGUAUUAUUUGGUAACAAGAGCAAGAACUUGAGGGAAAUUAUUAAAGUUUUGUACUGGAUGUUAGUUGAAAGAAAAAAGUGGCAAAUGGAGCUGUGGAUGACCUUCAGAUGUGUAUCUUGGGAAGGAUUAUUUAAAUUUUCACAGUAACCCAGAAGCUCCUUUAUGAACUACAGCAUGAUCCUCCAUUCGGAACUCAUAUUUUUUCUUUAAAGGGGAUAUGAUGUUGCUCUCUCGACUUGAAAGCUCAAAUGCAACUCAGUUCACUGAAAUGAAGUCUCUUUCCCUCUGCCCUUGUAUUAGCUUGCUGUCUUUACUUGGUGAAAGAGGAAGCGUAUUGGUGAUUUUUCUUUCUGCAGUUUAUGGUUCAGCAGGAAAAUCCUGACGUUUAAUAAAAAUGUUCUAAUGCCCAUUUUAAUGGGAAAAAAGUGUUGCUUAAAAGACUGAUGUUGGAAUAUGUGCAUUUUUUAGAAGUAGUCUGUCACAUUGGAAUGUCUUUUAAAGCAAAAUUGCUUUAUCACUGUUUUUUGAUAAACCAGCAGCUAUAAACAAU
Molecule: messenger RNA, 988 nt
Organism: Ahaetulla prasina
Lineage: Eukaryota; Metazoa; Chordata; Lepidosauria; Squamata; Colubridae
Gene: BET1L
Product: Bet1 golgi vesicular membrane trafficking protein like
Exons: 4
Coding region: 134-469 (111 amino acids)
Biological process (GO): retrograde transport, endosome to Golgi; regulation of retrograde vesicle-mediated transport, Golgi to ER
Cellular component (GO): Golgi trans cisterna; SNARE complex
Molecular function (GO): SNAP receptor activity
Source: RefSeq, a predicted model, not a curated record